This is a messenger RNA of Gasterosteus aculeatus aculeatus (three-spined stickleback), 515 nucleotides long. RefSeq names its product ribosomal protein L35a (gene rpl35a). Gene Ontology annotation, biological process: translation. NCBI's taxonomy places the organism in Eukaryota, Metazoa, Chordata, Actinopteri, Perciformes, Gasterosteidae. The record is from RefSeq and is a predicted model, not a curated record. Gene Ontology annotation, molecular function: structural constituent of ribosome. Gene Ontology annotation, cellular component: ribosome.
AGGCAGAUGAGCGGCCGCCUCUGUUUACCAUAAUAUCCCAGCAUGCAUCGCUCUCUUCCUUUUCCGCCAUCUUCUUCCCCUCUGGACGGUGACUCACCUGGAGAAGACUAACGAUGCCUGGAAGACUGUGGAGUAAGGCCAUCUUCACUGGCUACAAGCGCGGCUUGAGGAACCAGCGUGAGCACACGGCGCUCCUGAAGGUGGAGGGCUGCUACACAAGAGACGAGGUGGACUUUUACCUCGGCAAGCGCUGCGCCUACGUCUACAAAGCCAAGAAGAACACAGUGACGCCGGGCGGCAAACCCAACAAGACCCGUGUGAUCUGGGGGAAGGUGACCCGGGCCCACGGCAGCAGCGGGAUGGUCCGAGCCAAGUUCAGCAGCAACCUGCCGGCCAAAGCCAUCGGACACCGAAUCAGAGUGAUGCUGUAUCCUUCCCGAGUGUAAAGAGGAAACAUCUGCAGCAUCCGAUCUUGUUUGUACAGAAACAAUAAAACUGACAUCAGGUCCAAAGCC